GAGCUCAGCACUUGUCCCAUCCUGACAACAUCACGGAAAUUCCUCAGUGUUUGUAAGAAAGGUCCCUGCUUUCUUGCAUCACCAUUGUUAAAGGUGUUCUACUGAAUCAUGUCUUUCUCCAGUACUAUUCAAACCAAGCAAACCAGCCAAAAGGUCCAUGGAAGCGUCCGUCAAGGAAGCAGUCGUAGCAGCGGCUAUGGAGGCUUUAGCAGUGCCUCUCUCUCCAGCGCUGGCUUUGGUGGUGGUUACGCAAACUUCAGCUCUGGCAAUGCUGCCUUUGGUGGUGGUGAUGCACUGCUCCUCGGUGGGGAGAAGCAGACCAUGCAGAACCUAAAUGAUCGUCUGGCCAGCUAUCUGGAUAAGGUCCGGGCACUGGAAUUGGCCAACACCGAGCUGGAAAAGAAAAUCCGGGAAUACUAUGAACAGCAUCUUAGCAUCAACAACAGCCAGAGCCAAGAUUAUAGCAAGUACUACAAGAUCAUUGAAGAUCUGAGAAGCAAGAUCCUGAGUAGCACCACUGAUAAUGCCCGAGUUGUCCUGCAGAUUGACAAUGCCACAUUGGCUGCUGAUGACUUCAGGGUGAAAUAUGAGAAUGAGUUGGCUAUGCGCCAAAAUGUUGAAGCUGAUAUUAACCGUCUGCGCCGUGUCUUGGAUGAAUUGACUAUGGGCAGGUCAGACCUUGAAUUACAAGUGGAAUCCCUUCAAGAAGAGCUUGCCUUCCUCAAGAAGAACCAUCUGGAGGAAAUGGGUGCCCUUAAAGGCAGCACCGGCCAAAUAAAUGUUGAAAUGGAUGCUGCUCCAGGAAUUAACCUUACCGGAAUUCUGAAUAGCAUGAGAGUAGAGUACGAACAUUUGGCUGAUAAGAACCGCAAAGAUGCUGAGGAAUGGUUCCUCAAAAAGAGCAAUGAACUGAAAAAGGAAAUUACUGUCGGCGUUCAGGAAGUCCAAACAAGUCGGACAGAAAUCUCUGAUCUUAAACGCACUCUGCAGAACCUGGAGAUUGAAUUACAGGCUCAGAUUUCUAUGAAAAACUCCCUUGAGGGUACCUUGUCCGAAACAGAGGGCCGUUAUUGUGCACAGCUCAGUCAGUUACAGGUCCAAAUCACCAGUAUUGAAGAACAACUGCAACAGGUCAGAAUUGACAUGGAAAGACAGAAUGCAGAAUACCAGAGGCUUCUUGACAUCAAAACCCGACUUGAAAUGGAGAUCGAGACCUACAGAAGGCUAUUAGAAGGAGAGAUUGGGCAUAUUGUGGUUCAGGAAACAAAGUCACAGACAUCUUCAGUAGAUUCUAAAAAAGAUCCAACAAAAACCAGAAAAGUCAAGACAAUCAUUGAAGACGUGAUUAACGGGCAAGUUGUUUCAACCAGUGUCAAGGAAACUGAAGAAAAAAUAAAUUAGCAAACUACAGAUAGUAGGGGAACAGUGCUUUGUAAAAUCAAUACCGUGCCAAUUAAACAUGAUUAUUUUUUUAGAAAGCGAGGUCAUUUCCAUGUAAAGAUGACAAAGGAAAUCCUGAAUACUGAUCACAAAGAUUUUGGGAUUUAUUCAUUAAUCAAUGAGUUGUGGACACAAGUUAUGAAGACACAAGUUGUCCAUUACAGUCCAGGUGGAAAAUAUUGUCAAGAUAGUCAUAUAGGCCAAAAUUUAGCAAACUUGUUUUCAAGUUACAUCAAUGUACAGCAACUUACUGUUUAGUGAAUAAACCUCUAAGUCUAAACGGUAUGUAACAAUUGGUUUUAAAUUGUCACUAAUAUAUAGGAAAAAAGUUAGAAUUGGAAAUGUUAACUUUUCAGAAUAAGAUUGCACAAAACGCAUUGUGGAUUGUCUAGCGCAGGGAUAGGCAACCUUCGGCUCUGCAGAUGUUUUGGACUACACCUCCCAUGAUGCUUUGCCAGCAUUAUGUGUGUAAGAGCAUUAUGGGGGAUGUAGUCCACAACAUCUGGAGAGCCGAAGGUUGCCUAUCCCUGGUCUAGCGGAUUUUGUUUUUAAAAGACAAUAUAUGUUGUUUCAGAAAAGACAAUAUAAGAAAAGACAUGUAUCCAGAUUUGCAAAGCACAUGUACCUCUUUUCUUCAUCAACUCAAUAAAGCAUUUUCGAUUUA
Molecule: messenger RNA, 2104 nt
Organism: Pelobates fuscus (common spadefoot toad)
Lineage: Eukaryota; Metazoa; Chordata; Amphibia; Anura; Pelobatidae
Product: keratin, type I cytoskeletal 12-like
Exons: 8
Coding region: 109-1401 (430 amino acids)
Biological process (GO): epithelial cell differentiation; intermediate filament organization
Cellular component (GO): cytoskeleton
Molecular function (GO): structural molecule activity
Source: RefSeq, a predicted model, not a curated record